This is a messenger RNA of Zophobas morio, 1471 nucleotides long. RefSeq lists its product as uncharacterized. Gene Ontology annotation, biological process: transmembrane transport; heme export. Gene Ontology annotation, molecular function: heme binding; heme transmembrane transporter activity. The record is from RefSeq and is a predicted model, not a curated record. Bases 116 to 1471 code for a protein of 451 amino acids. Gene Ontology annotation, cellular component: membrane. NCBI's taxonomy places the organism in Eukaryota, Metazoa, Arthropoda, Insecta, Coleoptera, Tenebrionidae. The transcript has 7 exons.
GAUACAAUUCAAACGUACACUUGAACAAUUCCCUUUAAUCUUUGAGUAAAUAAGAUAAUUGUAUUAAAGUGGGCACAUUUCACAUCGUCACCAGUCUUGAUAAAGUCGUACUACAAUGAGUUCCAAAGACACAGAGAUUAACCAUUUGCCUCUUGUACAAAGUACUUCUGGCCACAAACUGUACAAAAGAAGGUGGAUUAUUCUAACGUUAUAUAUUUUAUACGCCGCCAUUAACGCUUUCCAAUGGUUCGAAUACGCUAUUAUAGCUAAUGUCAUUAUGAAAUUCUAUGGAGUCAGUUCUGUUUCCGUGGACUGGACAUCAAUAAUAUAUAUGGCUUUGUACAUGCCUAUGGUAAUUCCGGCAUCCUAUCUUAUGGAGAAAUUGGACCUUCGCAAAAUAGCAAUAAUUGGUGUACUAGGAACUGCUACCGGUACCAUUAUCAAAAUUUUUUCAUUAUCACCUGACAGAAUGUGGAUGACUUACCUAGCUCAAACCAUUUUGUCUUCAAUGCAGGUAUUUAUUUUAGCCCUUCCUCCACGAAUUGCAGCUACUUGGUUUGGAGCUAAAGAGGUAUCUUUAGCAUGUGCCUUGGGGGUAUUUGGAACGCAACUGGGUCAAGCGCUGGGUUUUUUAAUUCCUCCAAUGGUUGUAAAAAAUAGUGACAACUUGGAACAAAUUUCUGAUGAGUUAGGAGUGUUGAUUAAGAGUUUGGCGGUUUUUACUUCCAUUGUUACCAUCAUUAUUCUGGCUUAUUUUCCAGCACGCCCGCCUUUACCACCAAAUCAAGUCAUUUGUGAGGAAAGAGAAAGUAGUUUUUUGAAAUCUCUAAAAAAACUUCUCAGCGAUAGAAGUUUCGGUUUUCACGCAGUUGCAUAUGGGAUUAAUAUUGCGGUGUUUGUUUCAAUAUCUACUUUACUGAAUCAGUUUAUGUUGUUCUACUUCGCGGGGUCUGAAGAAGAUGCUGGCCGGAUAGGGUUGAUCAUGGUAGUUUUAGGGAUGGCAGGAGCUAUUGUUUUUGGUCAUGUUUUAGAUAAAACUCAUUCCUAUAAAAGAACAACUUUGAGCAUGUAUAUUUCUUCCUUAUUAUCAGUAAUAGCUUUCAUGUACUCUUUGAAAUAUCGUUCUAAAAUUUUCGUUUAUAUUUCUGGAGCAUUAGUCGGACUUUUUAUCAAUGCCUAUAUGCCUGUAGGUCUUGAACUGGCAAUAGAACUUACUUAUCCAGAACCAGAAAGUACCAGCUCUGGAAUACUCAUCUCUAUGACUCAGACUUUAGGUGUUAUUUUCACAUUACUCUUAGGAUGGCUGUUUUCAACGGUUGGCUGUUUCUGGGCUUUAGCAAGUAUGGUUUUUUUCCUCUUGGUUGGUACUUUCUUGACGGCUAUGAUAUCGAAUGUCACGAAACGACAAGAUGUAUUUAAACAAGAGUUAAUAAAGUUAAACGUUUGCAAAUACGUGGUGGUGUUUUAUUAG